UCCUUCGGUCCUCAACCCAUAUAUUUGCACUUUGUAAUUGACAGAUGUCUUCAUGUCAUCCUUUCUAACUCUCCUCCCCCCUUCCCCCCUCACCCCUUCCUCUUUCUCUCUCCUCCAAUUCUUCUCUCAUUUGUCAAUAUAAAAGUAACACCAUUUUCUUCAAACUAGUCAUCUUAUUUCUCCAUCAAUCAACGUUCAUCCAUUUUUCUCUUUUUUUUUUUUUAUAACAAUGGUGGUUUCAUCUCAUCUUGCAUUAGACCAAUUCAUCAAAACAUGCAAACCAAUUAACACAAAUAACACCCUUUUUCCUAUUGUAAUCCCAACUAUAGACUUAAAUUCUCCAAAUGCUAAAUCAAUGAUCGUUAAGGCGUGUACCGAACUCGGCUUUUUUAAGGUUGUUAACCAUGGCGUUCCUACUCAUAUGAUGACACAGCUGGAAGACGAAGCUCGUAGUUUCUUUAGUUUGCCUCAGGCUCUCAAGGAAAGUGCUGGAAGUCCUAACCCUUUUGGGUAUGGUAACAAGAAAAUUGGUCGUAAUGGCGACGUUGGUUGGCUUGAGUAUCUUCUACUUUCGGCUUCUCCUGAGUUUAUUGCCCAAAUUUGUCUGUCCAUUUCUCCUGAUAAUCCUGAUGUUUUCAGGUGUGCUUUAGUGAACUACAUAGCAAAAGUGAAGAAAAUGGCAGUUCAAGUAUUGGAAACAAUGGCGGAAGGAUUGAAUCUAAAAGGAGAAGACAGGAAUGCUCUGAGUAAGUUAAUAAAAGACGACGAAAGCGACUCGUAUUUCAGGCUGAACCAUUACCCACCAAAGCCUGAGGCAUUUGAAGCCAUUAGUAGUGGUAGAAAUUUGGUAGGAUUUGGCGAACACACAGACCCACAGAUCAUCUCUGUUCUUCGAUCAAAUAACAUUGGAGGCCUCCAAAUCUCUGUAAAUGAUGGAAGUUGGGUCUCUGUUCCACCUGAUGAUAAUUCCUUUUUCAUACUUGUUGGUGACUCUUUGCAGGUGAUGACUAAUGGAAGGUUUAAGAGUGUGAAACACAGGGUUUUGGCUGACAACAAGAAAUCAAGAUUAUCAAUGAUCUUCUUUGGGGGCCCACCUUUACGUCAAAAGAUAGCACCUUUACCUUGUAUUAUGCAACAAGGGGAAGAAAGCUUGUACGAAGAGUUCACAUGGUGUGAAUACAAAAAAUCAGCUUACAAAUCUAGGUUGAGUGAUAAUAGGCUUUUACGCUUUGUAAAGAGAAGAAUUAUUUAGUAAUAAUGUCAUACGUAUGUAUUAGAGUUAAUUAUAGUUAAUUAUGGUGGUUAAGAUUUUGUAAGAUACAACUCGCAACGAUAGUCAUGGUAAGUUACUUUUACAUAGGAAAAUAUCAAAUUAACAAUCAAUUUCUUGAGUAAUUAUUGUCUACUCUUGAACUUGUCUAGUACGAAAUAUGUGUUAAGUAUAUAACAUUAAGGUGUUUGGUUCAUCUAAUUUUGUUUAAAGUUAUAU
Molecule: messenger RNA, 1489 nt
Organism: Chenopodium quinoa (quinoa)
Lineage: Eukaryota; Viridiplantae; Streptophyta; Magnoliopsida; Caryophyllales; Amaranthaceae
Product: gibberellin 2-beta-dioxygenase-like
Exons: 3
Coding region: 230-1252 (340 amino acids)
Biological process (GO): response to light stimulus; gibberellin catabolic process
Source: RefSeq, a predicted model, not a curated record